UAAUUAGCUUGAAUUGAUUUCUAAGCAUAAAGGAACUCGAAACACUUUCAAGACCAAAAACAAUAGAGAUGCAAACCCAUUUACAACCAAAACUUGAGCAGAAUGUGUGCCGUUGUGUGCCUAAUUUCCCUCCUACUUUGUGGGGAUAUGAUAGCUUUGCUUCCUUCUCCUUUUCAGAUUCGGAAUAUGAAUCAUAUACUAAAAAGGUAGAGUCGCUUAAGGAAAAUGUAAGAGACAUGUUAAUGGCUUCAACAGAGAAUUUAAUCCAAAAUAUUGAACUUAUCGAUACAUUAUGUCGUCUUAGUGUAUCAUAUCAUUUUGAGAUGGAGAUCGAAGAGCAAUUAAAUCAUAUUUUUUAUGCGGUUUCCAAAUUUCUUAAUGAUAAUGAUAGUGAUCUCUAUAGUACAGGACUUCUCUUUCGAGUUUUAAGGCAACAUGGAUAUAAGAUAUCUUGCAAUGUGUUCAACAAAUUCAAGGACAAGGAUGGAAAUUUCCAGAAAGCUAUCAGUAAUGAUGUGAAGGGGAUUCUCAGCUUAUAUGAAGCAAGUUUUGUAAAAUUUCCAGAAGCUUAUCCACGUGGCAACAUUAGUUGCAAUUGCAUCAAACUCCCAGAUUACAUGAAAGAUACUCUACAGCACCUUUUUGGAUCUUUUGAGGCAAACUUGGAUCUUUUUGAGGAAACAAGUAAUAUUGUGUGCAAAGAAGGAAGGUCCUAUUGUGCCUAUUAUACGAAGGAGGCAUUUAAAGAAUUAUUGAGAGCCUACCGGAUGGAGGCGAAAUGGUCUAAUGAUGGAUAUGUGCCAACAUUUGGGGAGUAUUUGCACAAUGGUGCAACCUCAAGCAGCUAUGGAGUAGUUCCAGCAGUAUGUUUUGUUGGGAUGGGAAAAUUUGCAGGCAUCAAGGAAUAUGAGUGGCUAAAAGCUAACCCAAAAAUUGCUAAUGCUGUCAAGAUAAUUGGUCGUUUGUUGAACGAUAUAGUAUCCCAUGAGGAUGAGCAAAAGAGGGGAGAUUGUGCUUCAAGUGUAGAGUGUUACAAAAACGAAUAUGGUGUUACAGAAGAUAUUGCAGUUGAAGAGAUAUUGAAAAUUUGUGGAAAUGCAUGGAAAGACAUUAAUGAGGAAUGCAUGAGACCAAAUUCUACUCCAAGGCCUAUCCUUGAAUGUCUCGUCAACAUUGCUCGCAUUACAGAGGUUGCUUAUACGUUUGAUGAUGGAUAUACUAACCCAUCAAGUCUAAAAGACAAAGUUAUUUCACUCUUUCUUGAGCCACUUGCCCUGUCAAAAUGA
This is a messenger RNA of Jatropha curcas, 1286 nucleotides long. The record is from RefSeq and is a predicted model, not a curated record. Lineage: Eukaryota; Viridiplantae; Streptophyta; Magnoliopsida; Malpighiales; Euphorbiaceae.